This is a messenger RNA of Schistocerca cancellata (South American locust), 1029 nucleotides long. Its product is annotated as COMM domain-containing protein 10-like. The transcript is spliced from 4 exons. The coding region runs from base 298 to 909 and encodes 203 amino acids. Lineage: Eukaryota; Metazoa; Arthropoda; Insecta; Orthoptera; Acrididae. The record is from RefSeq and is a predicted model, not a curated record.
CGCAUGCGCUGUCUGCCAUAAUCCGCCACUACACAUAACAACACCAAUGCAGGCUAUUUCUAUGAUAGUCUGUUAUAACAUGUUUUCGACAUACGAAUUGCCGGUUUGGUUAUGUAUAAAUAAAACUGCUGUACUCUCUGAAUGAGGAACGCAGUUUAAUGUCAAAUUCGUACAACGUCAUUUUGUGUGUGCUAAUUGGCAGCAGUGAUAUUGUUUUGUUUGUUUACAAAGACAGUGUGGCUUUGCAACUGUCAUAUAUUUAAUACAAAUAUUCAUGUCUGCGAUUGGUUUCGGAUAAUGGCUUCAUCAAUAACAGCCAAUGACAGUCUCUACAAAGCUGCAAACAUAAUAAAUGGAUUGGAUGAAUCCAAGUUUCCACUAUUGCUCAGUCGGAUUGCGCAGGUAAUGCAACAAUGUCCAGAUGACAAGAAGCCUUUCACAGAAGAAGAACAAGAAAAAUUGGAAGUUUCAUUAGCUCUUGAUAAAGAUGAUUUGAAACUUUUAAUAGAAUCUAGCACUCUCAUUCUGCAGCAGGCUGCAUACCAUAUGAUGAAACCAACAGUAUUACAGCAACAGCUACAUGAUGUCCUUGGGUUAAAGGAAGAGAAAGCCAAAACCUUUGCCCAAGUUUGGGUGAAUUCUGCAAAAGGGAUAGUUGAACAACGUCGAAAGAAAUCUGUUUUUCCAGUACAGCUAGAAGAUGUGCGUUGGAAACUGGGUCUGCAGAUGGCAUCGGAUGUGCAACUGAAACAGAAGAUUCCAAAGGCUACCUUUCAGUUUGGUUUACUGUCAGAUUGUGAAGGUGAAAAAAUUAAGGAAAAUAUCACGUUGGAAUUCACCCAUGAUGAAUUGUUUGAAUUUCACAAGAAGCUGGAAGCUAUUCAAAGCCAACUGGAUGCUCUUAGAUGAAAUGAAGAAUGAUCCAGAGUUUUUGAAGAGGAUCAUAUCUGUGUUCUCUCUUUAUUAUAUAAUAUAACUGAUUCACUUCUGUUUUAUUUAAUAAAAAUACAAAUAUUAUAUUCAGAUCAA